GAAGGCCGCGGGCGGGCGGGCGAGUGAUGGCGGGUCCCGGUUGGGGUCCCCCGCGGCUGGACGGCUUCAUCCUCACCGAGCGCCUGGGCAGUGGCACGUACGCCACGGUGUACAAAGCCUACGCCAAGGUGAGCGUGGAAGGGCCGUCCCGGGGGGACGCGGGACAGCGGCCCCGAGCCCCCAGUGCCCUGCAGUUUCUGCAUGAGAGGAACAUCUCUCACCUGGAUCUGAAGCCACAGAACAUUCUGCUGAGUUCUCUGGAAAAGCCCCAUCUGAAACUGGCAGACUUUGGCUUUGCACAGCACAUGUCCCCGUGGGAUGAGAAACACGUGCUCCGGGGCUCCCCCCUCUACAUGGCUCCCGAGAUGGUGUGUCGGCGGCACUACGACGCCCGCGUGGACCUCUGGUCUGUGGGGGUCAUCCUGUAUGAAGCCCUCUUCGGGCAGCCCCCGUUUGCCUCCAGGUCCUUCUCAGAGCUGGAGGAGAAGAUCCGUAGUAACCGGGUUAUCGAGCUCCCCCUGCGGCCCCCGCUCUCCCCAGAAUGCCGAGACCUGCUGACGAGACUCCUGGUGCGGGACCCCAGCCACCGCAUCUCCUUCCAGGACUUCUUUGCCCACCCGUGGGUGGACCUGGAGCACAUGCCCAGCGGGGAGAGCAUGGCCCGGGCGACAGCGCUGGUGGUCCAGGCCGUGAAGAAGGACCAGGAGGGGGACGCUGCGGCUGCGCUCUCCCUCUACUGCAAGGCUCUGGACUUCUUUGUGCCUGCCCUGCACUAUGAAGUGGAUGCCCAGCGGAAGGAGAUGAUUAAGGCAAAGGUGGGGCAGUACGUGUCACGCGCCGAGGAGCUCAAGGCUGUGGUCACCUCCUCCAACCAGGCCCUGCUGGGCCAGGGGGCCUCGGGCCGAGACCUGCUCAGAGAGAUGGCCCGGGACAAGCCGCGCCUCCUAGCCGCCCUGGACGUCGCCUCAGCGGCCAUGGCCAAGGAGGAGGAAGCUGGCGGGGAGCAGGACGCCCUGGAUCUGUACCAGCAGAGCCUGGGGGAGUUGCUGCUGCUGCUGGCGGGGGAGCCCGCGGGCCGGAGGCGGGAGCUGCUGCACGCUGAGGUCCAGAGCCUCAUGGCUCGAGCUGAGUACCUGAAGGAGCGGGUUAAGAUGAAGGAUUCUCCAUGGGGAACGGACAGCCUGGACCGAGAGGGCCUGUCGGAAUCAGUUCGCAGCUCGUGCACCCUACAGUGACCCCAGAGGGGCAUUGGACAGAGCGAAGGGACACACUGAGCCAGGCCGAUGCCCAGAAUGGCACGCGUCCCUGG
Molecule: messenger RNA, 1309 nt
Organism: Dipodomys ordii (Ord's kangaroo rat)
Lineage: Eukaryota; Metazoa; Chordata; Mammalia; Rodentia; Heteromyidae
Gene: Ulk3
Product: unc-51 like kinase 3
Exons: 14
Coding region: 27-1235 (402 amino acids)
Biological process (GO): autophagosome organization; autophagy; protein autophosphorylation
Cellular component (GO): autophagosome; cytoplasm
Molecular function (GO): ATP binding; protein serine/threonine kinase activity
Source: RefSeq, a predicted model, not a curated record